Rhinolophus ferrumequinum (greater horseshoe bat) is the source of this 1769-nucleotide messenger RNA. RefSeq names its product ribonuclease H2 subunit A (gene RNASEH2A). NCBI's taxonomy places the organism in Eukaryota, Metazoa, Chordata, Mammalia, Chiroptera, Rhinolophidae. Gene Ontology annotation, biological process: DNA replication, removal of RNA primer; mismatch repair. Gene Ontology annotation, cellular component: ribonuclease H2 complex. The record is from RefSeq and is a predicted model, not a curated record. The coding region runs from base 820 to 1722 and encodes 300 amino acids. Gene Ontology annotation, molecular function: RNA binding; RNA-DNA hybrid ribonuclease activity. The transcript has 10 exons.
GCCACUGCAGGGGUGGAGGAGAGGAGCCGGCCGGGCCCACGCGCCUGCCGACCGCUGGGGGAGAGGCUCAGCCGCGGGUGGGACCACUGCGCCCGCCCACGGGGACCCCGCGCCGGGCUCAGCCCUGGAGCGCGCCGGGGGACAGUUGGAGUUCCGCAUGGCCCGAAGCCCAGAGGCGCUGCUACUGCCGCCUCUGAUUCUCCUGCUGCUGGUGACUCCUGCCCAAGUCUCCCCCGAUUACCAUUACUUCGGUGAAGAGGGCAAAGGCGACACCUGGGAGCAACUGCAGCUGCAGCAUCAGGGGAAAGACGUGGAGGACUCACUCCUUGGCCCGUGGGGAAAGUGGCUCUGUCUUUGCGACCUGGGCAAGCAGGAGCGCAGCCGAGAGGUGCUGGGCACGGCGCCGGGCCCGGUGUUCAUGGACCGCGAGAACCUGGUGCAAGUGCGGCCCUGCGGGCAACGGGAUUGUUCCUCCUGCAAGCCCAUCGACUGCGACUGGAGGCCCUGAGCCCGGGUGACAGACGGGCGCAGAGGAGGCUGGACCGCUCCAGAAACCCCGGAGCGGAGCUUCGAAAGCGACCCCGCCCACCCGUUACCCAAACUUUGAGCUAGGCAGUGGGCCUCGAGAACUACAAUUCCCAGAAAGCGGCACGGCAACGGCGUCGGCUUCGUAAACGUCAACGGCGGCGGGAGCGUCGGGGGCGUGUCCUGUGCUCCGAUUGGCCGGGAGCGGAGCCACCGAGGAGCUCCCGAAAAACGCGCGCCUAAGCUGCGCCUUCAGACCUCGUUUCUGUGGCUGGUGGCGGCGACCAAAGUGGCAUGGAUCUCAGCGAGCUGGAGAGAGACAAUACGGGCCGCUGUCGCCUGAACUCGCCUGUGCCCGCGGUGUGCCGCAAGGCACCCUGCGCCCUGGGCGUCGAUGAAGCGGGCCGGGGCCCUGUGCUGGGCCCCAUGGUCUACGCCAUCUGUUAUUGCCCUCUGUCGCGCCUGACAGAUCUGGAGGCCCUGAAAGUAGCAGACUCAAAGACUCUGUCGGAGAGCGAGCGGGACAGGCUCUUUGCGAAAAUGGAGGAGGACGGGGACUUUGUGGGCUGGGCACUGGACGUGCUUUCUCCGAACCUCAUCUCUACCAGCAUGCUUGGGCGGGUCAAAUACAACCUGAACUCCAUGUCCCACGAUACAGCUGCUGGGCUGGUGCAGUAUGCGUUGGACCAGGGUGUGAAAGUCGCUCAGGUAUUCGUGGACACCGUGGGGCUACCAGAGACAUAUCAGAAGCGGCUGCAGCAAUGCUUUCCCGACAUUGAGGUGACAGUCACGGCCAAGGCAGAUGCCCUCUACCCCGUGGUCAGUGCUGCCAGCAUCUGUGCCAAGGUGGCCCGCGACCAGGUUGUGAAGAACUGGCAGUUUGUGGAAAAACUGCAGGACCUGGACAUUGAUUAUGGCUCCGGCUACCCCAAUGAUCCCAAGACAAAGGCGUGGUUGAGAAAGCAUGUGGAGCCCAUCUUUGGUUUUCCUCAGUUUGUCCGGUUCAGUUGGCGCACGGCCCAGAGCAUCCUGGAGAAGGAGGCGGAAGUCGUUACUUGGGAGGACUCUCCAACAGAGGAGGAUCAGGUGGGACACGGGAAGAUCACAUCCUACUUCAAUGAAGGCCACCGGACCCGCCCCCGCCUCCCCCACCGGUACUUCCAGGAGCGGAGCCUGGAGUCGGCCACCACUCUCUAGGAGCCAGCCUCUCCCCCUCCCCACAGUUUGUGAUUAAAAUUACUUAA